UUCGACUGUAAAUACAGACUCGGCUGUUCGUCUCAUUUCGCUCGGCGGCUGCGGCGUGGCGGCUUUUGGGGGACGGGAUGCUGUGACACUCAUGUCAAAUGAACAGAAAUGCCACGGAGCUUUUUGGGUGGGUGUGGGUGUCAUUCACCUGAUCACCGAGCUUGCAGUUUAACCCGAGUGAAGGCGAAGAAAAGAGAAUGCUAAAGGAUGAGUCAGAGGGACACACUGGUUCAUCUGUUUGCUGGAGGCUGUGGGGGCACAGUCGGCGCCAUCUUGACGUGUCCACUGGAGGUUGUAAAGACGAGGCUGCAGUCUUCCUCGGUGACGCUCUACAUCUCUGAGGUGCAGCUGAGCUCCGUGAACGGGGCCAGCGUCGCCCGUAUGUCCCCUCCCGGACCCCUGCACUGCCUUAAAUUGAUUUUGGAGCGAGAAGGUCCUCGUUCGCUCUUUCGUGGCCUCGGACCUAACCUGGUGGGAGUGGCUCCGUCCAGAGCGAUCUACUUUGCGGCCUACUCAACGGCCAAAGAGAAGCUAAAUGGCGUACUUGAGCCUGACUCCACGCAGGUGCACAUGGUCUCUGCCGGCCUUGCAGGGUUCACAGCGAUCACGGCCACCAAUCCUAUCUGGCUCAUAAAGACUCGCCUACAGUUGGAUGCCAGGAACCGUGGAGAGAGGCGCAUGAGCGCAUUUGAGUGUGUUAGGCGCGUGUAUAAAGCCGACGGACUACGCGGCUUUUACCGUGGCAUGUCGGCCUCCUAUGCGGGCAUCUCUGAGACUGUCAUUCAUUUCGUCACCUAUGAGAGCAUCAAGCGCAAGCUCCUCGAAUCCAAGGCGAGUGCCAACAUGGAUGAUGAAGACGAAUCGGUGAAGGACGCCUCUGACUUCGUAGGCAUGAUGCUGGCCGCUGCCACCUCCAAAACCUGCGCCACAUCCAUCGCGUAUCCACAUGAGGUGGUCCGUACGCGGUUGCGAGAGGAGGGCAGCAAGUACCGUUCGUUCUUCCAGACUCUAAGCAUGGUGGUUCAAGAGGAAGGAUACAGAGCACUGUAUCGAGGCCUCACCACCCACCUUGUCCGCCAGAUCCCCAACACAGCCAUCAUGAUGUGCACCUACGAGCUGGUUGUCUACCUGCUCAACGGCUAAAACCGUAGAAGAAGAGACGGUCAAGAGAAAGAGGAGGGCGAUUGAGAGUGGACAGCGCAAAGAGAAAUUUGUCCCUUUACGAGACCAAAGGAAGCAGAGAGAGAGACAGAAAGACAGAGAGGGUAAGGACAAAAGAGCUUUAUGGGCCAGACCUCAAGGAGGUGCUGUUGGCACAUGGCAGGAAUUAGUGCUGGUUUUGAAGCAACAAAAGUGGAAGCUUGCUUCAAACCAAGCCAAAAGAGAGAUGAGAGAGGUAGGAAAGUAAGGAAAGUUGGCCUGUUUCUCUUCUGAAUCUGUAAUGUGAUGCAGUCCUUACAGGACUGUCAAGAGGGGAAUGCUUGAAAAUUAGUUAAUGUCAACUGAAUUCAUUCACAAUGAGAAUUUUUGGCCAUUUCCUUCUGAAAUUCUGAAUGCUUCUCUUAUGAAGAUAUAUAUAUAUAUAUAUAUAUAUAUAUAUAUAUAUAUAUAUAUAUAUAUAUAUAUAUAUAUAUUUGGGGGUUUUUUUUGUUUUGUUUUUUCAUUUGCAAAACUUUCAGUGUCAUCCUGGCAGCCAGCAACAAAAUCAGUUUCAUAUUUGCCACUGAUGUCUCAAACAUGAGCAAAGAAUUGUUUACUUUCAAACAUUUCCCUCUAGAGGUCAGGGUUUCCACAGUGAUGAUGGCUCCCCACGCACACAUGAACGCUUGGCGUUUGAUCCACGUGUCGACGCCAAGCAAUCAGAUGCGUGAUCCUUUUUUUGCCUACUUCAAACUGAAGUGUUCUCUGUUCUGUUUGGAUUUUUUGAACAUCCUUCUUGUCUGAGUGUUUAUAAUGACCCUACCUUUUUUUUCCCUACUACAUGUCUGUUAAUACCCACAUGACUGGCGAUAGAGGAGACACUGGCUAGGACUAGAAAAUGGCGGUACUUGAAUUAAAAAGCUCUCAGUAUUUUAUCCAGGAAACACAAAAUAUCAAGGAAUUAACUCAUGUCCCACUUAACUCUUUUCCUGUGGUUACACAAAGCUCCAAAAAUUCGUUCCACCCUUCCGCUUCCCCAGACAGUGGCUUUACUGACUUUUACUUUAUAUAUAUAUAUAUAUAUAUAUAUAUAUAUAUAUAUAUAUAUAUAUAUAUAUAUAUAUAUAUAUAUAUAUAUAUAUAUAUAUAUAAAAAUAUGCACUUUGUAGCGUUUCCAGGCUACAUGAUCUUUUAUGUUUUCUGUGUUUGGACAGUUUACUAUAGAACUUGUAUUAUAAGACAUAGAAUUUACUGUAUAAGCAAGACAGUGUUUUGUGCCACAGUUCCUUUUGGAGGCUGUUGUACAGAUCAGUCUAGUAAACUUCUUCUAGUGAAGGACAUCCCUGUGUUUGUGUAUAUAGUAUGUAUAGAAAUAUGUAUGUAUGUAUGUAUGUAUGUAUGUAUGCAUAUUAGUUAUUCAGUGUUCCUAUGGUUAUGCAGUAGGUUGUACCAGAAAUGAAUGAACGUCCUGGGUUCAUUUUAGAUUUUGCGUUAACACAAGGGAUGCAUCGAUGUCGAUACUGAUAAGGUUCUCAUUACCUGAUUUAAAAAAUAAAUAAAUACAUUUUAAGAUAUGCUCUGAUCCCCAUAUCUGAUACGGCGUGCUAUUAUGUGACAUAGUGUAUGUUGCCACACUAGUGACCAAAAAUUAUUCUGGACAUAUUUCUUGCUUAAUGACUACCACUCAAAGCUAAGCAGACUCUCAGUGAAAAUAUCAAGCUCACAGUUUGUGUGUGUGUAUGUAUAAAUAUAUAUUAAUAUAUAUUACACCCGCACAUACACAUAUAUAUUUGUGUAAGACACAAUUCAGCAUUAGGAGCAGGACAUGGCAGCAACUAACAUAAACAGAGCUAAAUAUGUUCCCUUGAUCUCAGUGAGUACAAAAAAAUGUGUACUCCUAUUUAAAAAUAAAUUAAAAAACGAUAUCGAUGCAUCCCUAUUUGUUCAAUAUCCCCCCCCCCCUUUUUUUUAAAAUUGAGUCUCAUUCCCAGUUUAUAUCUGUGACUAAUGCAACGUUUUGCUACUAUUUAAUUCACAAAGUAUUAUGAAGGAGCUCAAUGUUUCAUUCAGACAACUCCCCCAAGAUGAACCUCUUCUUAUUUCAAGCCACACUUUCUUUAUUAUAAGCAGUUUCCUUAUAAUAAGGACGUUCUAAAUAGUCGCCGUCUGCAUAUGCAAACCUUACGAUUGGUCCUAUACAAAAAUUUUAAAAUUUUUGAUUUAAAAAAAUAAAAUAAAAAAAGUCUACGUUUGUCCUCAGUAUUAAUAAAUCCCAAGAGCCGGUAUAAGAACACCUCUCCCAACAUCCUUUGCUGCUAACCAGGCUUAUGGUGUAUUAUAUUUAAUCCUGAAUGACAAAUACAUGACACAUAUUUGGCACAAAAUGUCACAAGAUUAGCAUGUGUAAUUAAAAUUCAUGCAUGUUUUAAUUAUGGCUUUAAAAAAAAAAAAAAGAUUUCUGAUGUAAAUAAUAGGCCAGUACUAUGAUAUAAAAUGACUAAUGAUCAUUAAAUAACAUUAUUAUGAUCAUUAAAUAAAGUGUUUAUGCAGUAUUCAUAGAAAUAACACAUGUUUUUGAUUGAUUAACUGAUUAACAACUGAUUAACUGAACCAUGUACUGCUAAGUGAAUUUGCAAAAUAUUGGCCUUCCAAACAAACUUUGAAUGAAAUUCAUUUACCGCAGACACUUUUUUUGGCAAUUCAUCUCAAAUGCAAAAUGUUUUAAAACUGAUUCCGUACACCGCAUUUACAUUUUAAGGUUUGUAUCGUAAUUCAGAUGUUAGUGAAUAAAAAAUAAAAAAAAAGUAGUUUUCUUGCAUCUUCACAUUGGGUCAACACUAACAAUGAACUGGUCACAUAUCAUCUUUUGAUGUUUUUCUUUUUGUGUGUGUGAAAAAAUGUGACCUUUGCUGGUUGUGUAAUAUCAUACCUCCUUUUUUUUGUACAAGAAUGAGUAAAUAAAUAAAUAAAUUUUAAAAAAGCACAUAAA
Ictalurus punctatus (channel catfish) is the source of this 4129-nucleotide messenger RNA. RefSeq names its product solute carrier family 25 member 36a (gene slc25a36a). Lineage: Eukaryota; Metazoa; Chordata; Actinopteri; Siluriformes; Ictaluridae. The coding region runs from base 208 to 1143 and encodes 311 amino acids. Gene Ontology annotation, molecular function: pyrimidine nucleotide transmembrane transporter activity. The transcript is spliced from 8 exons. Gene Ontology annotation, cellular component: mitochondrion. The record is from RefSeq and is a predicted model, not a curated record. Gene Ontology annotation, biological process: pyrimidine nucleotide import into mitochondrion.